Messenger RNA from Cetraspora pellucida, 838 nucleotides. The record is from the annotation of a GenBank genome assembly. NCBI's taxonomy places the organism in Eukaryota, Fungi, Glomeromycota, Glomeromycetes, Diversisporales, Gigasporaceae.
AUGUCAGAUAAUUAUUUAGUAAUAGGAGGUGAAGGUUUCGUGGGGAGAUGGAUCGUAGAAAUGCUUCUUAAGCGUGGCGAAAAAAAUGUAUCUGUUUUUGAUAUUUCACAACGAUAUUUUGAUGAAGAGCUUACACAUUAUACUGGUGACCUUAGUAAUUAUAAGGACAUUGAUGAUGCCAUUCGACAAAGCAAUGCUACGAGCGUGAUUCACACAGCAUCUCCGCAUUAUGGCGUAGCCCCUAAAGAAUUAUUCUGGAAGGUUAACGUCGAUGGAACAAAAAAUGUUGUUGAUUCAUGUGUUGCUAAUGGUGUUAAGAAAUUGGUGUAUACUAGUAGUUCGAGUGUAGUUUACGACGGGAUCAACGAAAUUAUUAAUGGGGACGAGACCGCGCCUUAUCCCGAAGUACAUAUGGAUGUCUAUAACGAAACGAAGGCCAAAGGUGAAAGAAUCGUGCUUGAUGCUAACGGAACUAAUGGCCUUCUUACAUGUGCCAUUCGUCCAUGUGCUAUUUUUGGUCCAAAUGACCGACAGCUACUUCCGCCUGCAAUUAAGGUUAUGCAACAGGGUCAAACAAAAUUUCAAAUCGGGGACAAUUCCAAUCUAGUUGACUGGACCUAUGUUGAAAAUGUUGCACACGCACAUUUAUUGGCUUCUGAUAAAUUAUUUGAUGGAAGCCCGGUUGCGGGAGAGGUAUUUAAUAUCACAAAUGGUACGCCGGUACCAUUUUGGGACCUGUUAAGAUUUGUGUGGGCUCAAUUCGGACAUUACCCACCAUACAUCAUUAAGUUUCCAAGAUCAGCAGGUUUUGUCAUUGCAUCGUUAGCUGAAUUAGCAU